GGACAUAGCUGUCCAGCUCCUGGGAAUGUCUGCGCAGGACGCCGAGCAGGUCAACAUCGUGCCCGGCCGCGCCAGGCGAGACCAUGAUUUGCGAUGUUAUGCUGCCACUCCAGUGCUGAUGAAGACACUUUUCGAUGUAACGGUACAGGAGCUCCUGCAACAGAGAGUGUCGCAGCCAGUGUUCCGGACUUUUUGCGAUCUAUUGAUUACCGUUGAUGCCUACAUGUUCCCGUCAUCGCACAAGUACCGCAGGCACGACCCCGACGUUGAGCCGUUGUGGGGCGCCCUGAAUUGCUGCAAGAGUUUGUUGUGGAUUCGGAAGGCAAGCUGUUGCAAACAAGCUCGCGCCGUUCUACAGACCAUGCCGCCGCACUACCGAGAUGCACUUGGCAAUCCAGCGCGGCUCGUGCAGGCGGGAGGCACGUCGUUUCUUCAAUGCGCUCUCAGGUCUCUCGUGAACUUGCAAUGGCACGCCCUCGCUCCUGACGUGACGCCGGGGUCAGAAUCCGCUGUUUACGCAUGGGUUGGCAGGGGCUUCCUGUACAUUGGACUUGCUUCGCACACGCGUGCACGAGCUCAAAGUUGUCAUGGAGGAGUUCUGCACCGUUGGCUGGAACACGGAACCGGGCGUGCUCGUCGCCAUCUGCCAGAAUCAGGAAGGCUGCGUUAUCGUCUGGCCCGGCGGGCCAAUGCAUUUCAUCAGACGUUUCUCUGCCUCCGCGAGGGUCCAAGCGCACAGAUGCGAGUUAUUGAAACCGCUUGCAUCCACGCACUCCCGUGCAACGCAAAUGGGGGACGUCUUUUUCUGCUGAAGCGGAUUCAUUCUGUCAGGGGAGGGCCGCCCCGCCGAAGACCCCCGCCAGGAGCGCGCGCCAAGAACGGGGACCCCUUCUCGACUGGCAUCUUCGACAGUGGCCUGCCCCUUCCACCUGCGCCACGCGACCAUGAUGACCGGAGUGGGCCUCCACGUUCGGCACGCGAUUGCGGGCAGUGGCAGCAUGAGUAGUGGUGGCAGGAAUCUUUUGCCCACAUUUAUGUCGCAUGGCAGAAGGUUGUGAUGCAAUCGCCAGGGCCAGUGGAUAUAUACUCUAUUGCUUGCUGGCCCCUCUUCGUUCUCUUCCUCGGGACGCUCCGCGCGAUGAUUGAUUGGGAGAGGCUGGAGUUGUCUUGGGGCGUGCAGAGUGGACCAGUGGCAGCAGCUAGUGUCAUUGACUUGGUCACCGGCCCGCUCCGCAGGCAGCGUGCCCUGAGGCGCGUCGACGCGGCCCUCCGGUACCGCGGCCUCCCACCAGUCGGCGGCAGCACCAUCAAAGUGCCAUAUCGUUGUUUAGCGCCUUCAGUUCGCAAGUGCAUUCGUGACGCGGUAUGUCAUUGCAGACGCUCGCCGAGUGAAUCGGCGUGGAUGUCCGGGCACCUCCGCGUCGUUGCAGGCCGUCGUCCCAUGCACCUCGACUACGUGGACGCUUCUCGUGCCUCCAAGCUUGCUAGCAAAACAGAUUUCGACUGCAUGUCUGACAGGCGGGCCGUUCAGGCGAUCAGCGGCAUCGGCAUGCGUCGAAUCAGCGCACGCUGGGAUGUGCCAGUCCGUCUCCCGUUACAUGUUCUUGCUGCUGAUGCCCGUCGCCUAGCGCUCCGCCAUGUCCGACGAUGGCGCGGGCGAGUUUGCGCCGGCCAUGCCGCGCAUGCAUGGCCUGCCGGCCGUUUCGCGGACGACCGUGCCGGCAGAUCUUCGAGUGGAGCACGUCAGCCUCGCAGUACAUUGCCCACACCCGCGAGCAGCAGGAUACACCGAGAGACACGCACAUUUGCUUAGAUGACAAAGACAAGAAAGUUGCAUGGUUAGUUCCGCGCAGAUGCUUUGUGGCUAAUCUGUUCCAUUAUGUGGAAAACAGCAGAUCCUGGAAAAUCACAUACAUCAGCAAGGCUGCGGCGAACAAGAUGUUACAAAUGACUUUGGCCGAACUGGUCCCACAUCGACUCCAUGCAUUCCUGGGGAUCAGUGCGGAUACCCCGAGGCUGCCCGCACAUGUACAACACAAUUAAAGAAAAAUGCUUUGAUGGCAUGCCGCCGAGGGUCCAUUCGUGCGCGAGGGCCGCCCACAGCUGUUGCCGCAAGAUCGUGAGCUUCGCCUCGUGGCCGAAAAGGCGGAACUGGCAGCUCCUGUCGCGGUCGUACGAGACCUUGCUGAAGCGAUUCUCCCCUGGCUUUGAAGUAUGGCGACUGCGGGAUGCGGCGCCGACUCUGCGAGAUGGCAUCGCCAAGCUGAGAGCCCAUCCAAAUGGGUCCGGCUGCACAUGUUUCAGGCGCGGCUCGCGGAAGCUGCCGGUCGAGGGAGUUGUGGCUGACGCCGGACAGUUUUUCGAGAGUGUCCGCGCAUCUGAUGCUGAUGCUGCUGCCGCUUUGUUUCGCCGCGCCGCUCACUCAGGGGCCCCAGACCGGGUCACGGUGUCCCGCAGCAUGCGUCGUCGUGCAUUUCUCGGAGGGAGGCUUGAUAAUCCUCGCCACGACCUGAAGACUUUCGCUUUCAUGGAGCUCGCCCUGUGCCUGGCGGCGUUCGCGCGGAUGACCUUUGUCAGCGUCGGAGACGUUGUCGCGGAGUUCACCGGUGUACCCAUCGGUGGAUUCAUGCGCAAGGUGCGUUGUUCACUGAUAUUGUGCCGCUGGGAAACCGAGUGGGACGAGGACGACGCGCACCUCCAGGCACAGUGCUUCGUGCCUCCGGGGUGGCGCUGGUCGGAUGCUGCGGCGUGUUCGCGGUACGUUGACGAUAUGAUCAUGUUGUCCCGCGUCUUGUGCCGCACAUGCUUGGAGGACGCCCUCAAGUGCAUGCACGAUGUGCCAUUCGAACUUUCGCCGCGCAGCCGGCGGCUAAAGUGGCUGGACUUGACAGUGGACCUUGACUCGUUGAUGAUCGACUUGUUCCCAAAGGCAUUCUCCACGGCACCGGCGUGGGCCUCCAGCCCGAGUGCCCUCCGAGCGCACGUGCUGUCCCGAGUGGCCCGAUGGAGGGAGGUAGGCAUGUGCCUAGAUCAGGUGAUCCACCAUUCUGCGCGAUUGGUCGCGGAUUUGAAGGCGCGCGGAUGGGCACCGCAUCACUUCAGACACGUGUGGUUUUCAGCGAGAGGGUGCCAGGCAUCCAUGGAGAUGGACGUGGCCAGGCUCUCGCUGCGAGUCGCGGCAGGUCUUCCGCUGCAGUAGCCGCUGCUCCAUGCGAUUUUCAAGGAGGGCGCCAGUUUUGCGUUUCCCGCCCCUUCUUGUCGACCCCCCCCCCCCAUCCCCGC
Prorocentrum cordatum is the source of this 3282-nucleotide messenger RNA. NCBI's taxonomy places the organism in Eukaryota, Dinophyceae, Prorocentrales, Prorocentraceae. The record is from the annotation of a GenBank genome assembly.